UAUCGGAGUGACUAAUUAAUUAAUUAAUUAAUUAUAAAUAUCCAGGAUAAUUUUAUUAAAGAUUAUAUGUGAUUGAACUUCAGAGUCUGGAUAUAUAAUAGUGCUACAAGAUAAUUAUUUCUUCGAAAUUCAAGUGAUUGAUGAUAUUAAUUUUACGUACAAAUUUUAGGAACAAUUUCCUUAAAGCACGAUACAUAGAUUGAUUAGAUUCGCAAAAGAGAAUACAAGUAAUAACUUGGGAUUAGAGUUAUAAAAGAUAUGACGAAACAAAAGCUAGCCUGAAAGGUGGAAUUUUAUUUAGUUAUUUAGAGCAAAGUUAUUUCUUCUUAAGAUUUCUUCACACAAGAACAUAUAAUGUGAUUAAUGAUAAUAAUAAGUGAUAAAAAAUUUUUAACUACCUUGAAGAUGUCAUUAAAAAGUGAAAACUCGCGGCUUAGUCCGGUAACUAAUUUGGUGUUAAAUUAAUGUUAAUUAAUUUAAGAUUCCGUCGGAAGAAAUUUUAAUACUAAGACAGUGAAUAGUCUAAGUAAAAGAAACAAUUAAGCGUACGAUGAUGCCGCUGGCACCGACGCCAAUAGUCCCGGUACCUUCUAAGCCGAAAAUCGGGUUCAGUAUUGACUCGAUAGUGGGAGGAGGAGGAGGAGGAGGAGGAGGAGGAGGAGGACGGGAAAAUAGAUUGGAGAUCGAGAGGGAUGGAAGCCCGAUGGAAGUUGUGGAAGGUUCCUCUUCGCCGAGACUAAGAAGAGUCACCAGGUCUCCCGGUGCGCAUUCUGAAGGCUCCGACCGUCCAUUGUCCAGAAGUUCUUCUGUGGAAUCUUACCCGUCGAGGCUGAACGGUCAUCCGCACCCGGCCGCGCGGCACCACCAUCAUCACCAUCUGCAAGGAUUGACUCACCUGGACUAUAGCAGGACUCAGAAUAGAAGUCACAGUGGCGGCUCAACGCCUAAUAACAGUCCGAGUCCGCCUCACAGGAUUUCCCAUGGAGAUUCUCCGGUUGGAGCACAUCCUCAGCCGCCUCCUGGAGUCGUCAGGCCUAGUCCGAACUAUCUAGGGCCGCCUCCUGGGGCGGCUACUGCUGCUGCCGUCGCUGCGGAGCAGAUCAAGUCUUUGUAUGGCCUCCAGGCGGGACACGGUGGACCUCAAGGACAAUCUGAGUAUCAUUCUCAGCAAUUUGCUCUGGCGGCUAAUUUAGCCGCGGCGCAGAACUUCCAGGCUUCGAAUCUUGCGCUUGCGUUACAAGCGCAUCACGGUGCUGCGCCGCAUGGCUCGCCGCAUGGACCUUAUCCUCAUGGAGCCGCUUCGGGAGGCCCCCAUCCGCCGCCUCAUCCUCAUCAGCCUAGGGACAGCUAUCCGCUUUUUCCCUGGUUACUUUCAAGACAUGGAAGGCUUUUUCCUCACAGGUUUCCUGCAGGUCCAGACAUACCAGGAUUUCUCCUCCAGCCAUUUAGAAAACCCAAGAGAAUAAGAACAGCAUUUAGUCCGAGUCAGUUAUUAAAACUCGAGCAUGCUUUUGAAAAAAAUCAUUAUGUUGUUGGAGCUGAGAGGAAACAACUUGCGCAAGCAUUAUCUUUGACCGAAACUCAGGUUAAAGUUUGGUUCCAAAACCGCAGGACGAAGCACAAACGCGUGCAGCAGGAAGAAGAAGCCAAAGCCCAGCAGCAAUCCGGAGGCAACAACAACAGCAACGGAAACGGGAAUAAUAUUAAAAACACUCACCAUGUCAGCAAAUGGCAGCAAGAGACCGGUGAUUACCACCCAGAAGACGAUGAAGAUGAUGAUUCAGAGCUGAUCGACCCAAAAGCCGAAGACUGUUCGAGUGGCUCUGAAGCGUAGCUAGACAUCACUUGCCUCGACUGAGGCACAGAAUCACUUACUCAAGUCUCCAGACAAGAGCGGAUUUAAUGCCGACUUCUGAUUCUGGAUUUCUGGUAGUCUGGUAGUCUGGAGUGAAAUAUUCCUAGAGGAAGUCGGUGUAAUGGAGCUAUUGUCUGUUGCAAGACGCCCAGAAAAGACAAGACACUAAAUAACCGCUGGGUUCCGCCGGAAGCUUCAAAGAAUCGGUCGCGGAAGAGUGAAUCCAAGGGAUGAUGCUUUUAUUUUCAUUGCCAACUAUCUACAGAUAGAUGCCGUUGUAAUGCGCAAUCAAAUCAGUGAAGAAUAUUAACAUGUAUUGUAUAUAUCUAUAUAUUUAAUGUAUAUUUAUAUACAUACCUAUAUGUGUGUGUUGUUUCCAUUAUUUUAUUAAAUUGGACUAUUUGUUUGUUAGAUCAGAUUAUUUUUUAACAAUUAAGUUCCGUUUGAUUAGCCAUCUAAUUAAUGCCAUACGUUAACGAUUUGCGUACCUGUAAAUAAGAAGAAAUCAGUGAUUGGAGCAAUGAGUGCCAAACUUGAUAUUUUAAUUAAGUACUAUUGGAUAAAUAAGAGACUAAAAAUAGAUAUUAUGAGUAACAAUAUUAAUUCAAAUUAUCACUUUUAUUUUUAUUUUUUAUUAUUAUUAUUAUGGAUGAUUGAUGAUGAUUAAGCCCAGUGUAAUAAAUAAUUUUAAGGUAUGUAUCUGUGGACUAGAUUUAUUGUCGAAUUUUACGAAAAUAAGAAAGAGAGAAGCAGUAUUUACUUGAAUGAUCUUAACCGAUACAACUUUAAAUUAUUUAGAUAAAUAUGUUAGUGUAUUAGCAUACGCGUGAAAGUGUUGUAUAUAAUAACUGUACAUAAUAAAUUGUGAUUCUCAUCGACUAGAUAUAUUAUAUAUAAAUAUAAAUAUAAAUAUAAAAUAUAUAAUUUUAACUGUCAAAAGAAUAUUAA
Messenger RNA from Cotesia glomerata, 2803 nucleotides. Its product is annotated as homeobox protein EMX1-like. Gene Ontology annotation, biological process: neuron differentiation; brain development; central nervous system development. NCBI's taxonomy places the organism in Eukaryota, Metazoa, Arthropoda, Insecta, Hymenoptera, Braconidae. Gene Ontology annotation, molecular function: DNA-binding transcription factor activity, RNA polymerase II-specific; DNA binding. The transcript has 4 exons. The record is from RefSeq and is a predicted model, not a curated record. The coding region runs from base 551 to 1834 and encodes 427 amino acids.